Messenger RNA from Vitrella brassicaformis, 3892 nucleotides. The record is from the annotation of a GenBank genome assembly. NCBI's taxonomy places the organism in Eukaryota, Vitrellaceae.
GAACACCGCAAGUGCCUUAUCAAACGAACACAAAUAUCAGUCAACACCGGUCAUUCCAUCCAUCCAACACUGACUGUCCCAGUGCCUCUACACUAGACCCCCGAUGACAUGACCGUCGCACGCCAUUCAAAGCCCUCAACCCACAACAACGCGGCACGCGCAGGCACUCAUGCAGCAAUGCACCCACAGCGCAUGGCCACCCCAUCAACACACAGCCGGCCAUUCGUCCAUUCCUACAUGCAGGCAGGCAGGCAACCGCGGAACCAACCGACUCAAGUCCAUCCAGACACUGCUAUGCUCACAGAAACUCAGAAUGCCUGUGUGGGUGCGUGUGGGUGGUGAGAUAGUACACAGCCAACCUCCCUCCCUCAUCUGCCGCUCUUCUCCUGUGCGUGUGCGGCCGCCUUGAGCAGGGCCUCCUCGAUGCGCUGCUUGGCGUCCGGCGCCGCGGUCAGCUCCUCCUCCUUGCAGGCCGCUGAGGCAUCCCGGAACACGCGGCCCAUCUCUAUCAAACCCUCCGCACGACGCCGACGCACCGACUCGUCAACCGCCAUGUCCUUCAAAACCUGACACACCGAUGAAUGAAUGGAUCGAUGGGCAGAGGGCAAUCAUAUAUCGGAUUGUGUGUGUGGAUGUGGUGUCUCGGUAGUCUGACUUUCUUGGCGGCCUGUCUGACGGUGGACUCGAUGUCCAUGACGGAGAGGCCCCACAUGGUCUCCACAAACAUGGGCAAGGUCUCCUCCAUCUGCUUGAGCUGUCACCACACACACACACACACACAAGACACAAAGAGAUGCACACACAGAGGUGAAUGGAUGGACGGACACACCACAUGAGGCCCACCAUACAUACCUCCUCAGGCGUCGGCUGAAACGGGACGUCCUCCUCACUCUGUUGCUGCUGCGGCUGCUGUUGCUGCUGUGUCUCAUGCCCCCCAGCAGCAGCCGGCUGGCCCUGCUGCUGCUGCUGCUGCUGCCGCUGCUGCGGUGGCGGUGGCGGUACCUCACUCCUGUCCGCCCCUGCACCCUCCUGGGCCUCGUUGGCCUCCCCCUCUGUCUUGCCCUCCUGCCUGGCACGCUGGGGGCUCUUGACGCGCUCCUGGAACUGACCUCGCAGCUUAGAUGCCGCCUGCACACACACACACACAGAGAGAGAGAGAGAGAGAGAGAGAGAAAGGGCGUGGGUGGUGUGAUGUGUUGUGGGGUGAGAGGCGUGUGUUGUGUGUGGUGCCUGCCAUGGCUACCGCGAGAGUGCGGACGCCUGAGUGAGCGAGUUUGAAUGUGUUACUCGUGGCGCGGACGUUGGAGUGCCACUUGGCGAAUCGACCCUCCAGACCCAGGAAACCCUCCUUGCCUACACACACACGUGAUGGUUUGUUGGGUUGGCUUGGUGCGCUGCUGCGUGUUGUCUGUCUGUCUGUCUCCCUCCCUCACCAAGGAAUUGUUUGGCCCUGUUCUCGUACGUCCAGCCGAUGGCCUCCACCAUGGUCGCACCAAACGAUUGCUGAAGACACCACAGGAAGAGACACAAAGAAGGCGCGAUGCGAUGGAUGUCAGUCAGGUCAACAAACACAGACAGCAACCACAGUUAGUUGCAUACAUACUGGCUGACUGACCUCGCAGAGCUCCUUGGCUUCCUUCUUGAUGUCCUCCUUCCACGUGACGGGGUCGCCGGUGACGUACCCCUCGACGCGGUCACGCAGCUUGACAGCCAGGUCCACCUCGCGCCUCGUCUGCUUCCACUCCAAGGCCUUCUCAGCCUUGACACUCGGCAACGCCCCGGCCUGACACACACACACACACACACACACAGAGGGAGAGAGAGAGGGGGAGGGACAGAGUGGUCUUUGUGUGGUGGGGUGGUGGGUGUGUACCUCUGCGGCUGAUUUGUCGACGAGGUCGACCAUUGCGGCUAGUUUGAGAGUGCCGACGUAGGGCUCGAGCCGUUCGCUGCCGAAGAGCAUGGUGAAGAACAGACCGGGGUCCAUGAACUCCAUCCGACUCGCAGCCUCCUGCACACACACACGCACACACGAGAGGAGAGGAUGCUGUCUGUGCUGUGCUGCUGUGUCGUGUGUUGUGUGGGGGUCGGCCGACAGACCUUGCCGUAUUCGUCGUACUGCUUGCGGCGCUCCUCAUCCCCCAGCACCUGAUACGCGGCGCCGAGCGCCUGCAGGAAGGAGACACACACGGCGACACACAGAAAGGCAGAGUACGUGUUGUGAUGCAGACAGACAGACAGCUCCAUCCAUUCAUCCAUCCAGGCCUUCGCUGCUUGGCUGGCUGCCCGGCUGGCUGGCUGGCUGACCUGGAACUUCUCCUUGGCCUCAGGGUCAUCGGGGUUCUUGUCAGGGUGACACUGCCGAGCCAACUUGUAGUACUGCUUCCUGCACACACACGCGCGCAAACGAUGCCGCCCCUCUCUCGACCCCGCCAUUCUGUCACCCAGCCACCCACCGGAUUUCUGCUGGUGUGGCUGUGGUGGGUACGCCCAGCAGGUCAUAGUAUGCCGUGUCCUUGACCGUGCGGGGCUCCCGCGGCGCAUCGGGGUUGUCGCGGGGGGGUGGCGGCGGCGGCGAGGGGGGCCCCUCGUCGGACUUCUUCGUCGGGGACGAGUCCGACUGUUCAAACAACCACAAUCAGACAGACAGACAGACAGAUAGACACCAUCAGGAGUCAUGUGGGUGUGGGCAUCCAGUGGCCUGUCUGCAGCUGCCUCACCUCUGUUGUUUCGGUGUAGGUUGGUUCCUCUGGCUGGCCGCCUUGGCCCUGCUGUGGCUCGGUGGUGUCGCCAGGGGGCACUGGGGGCGGCUGUGAGGUGUCUGGCGGGGGGGCGCCCUUUGCUGCGCGGCUGCGGAGGUCGGAGAGGCUCUUGAGCUUGGCGUCGGCCUCUUCUGGCGUGGAUGAGUUGAGCACGCAAUCGGCCUCCUCGGGCAAACUGUACCAACGAUCUACCCACUCCUGAUUGCGACACACAACACAUGUGUCACGCGGAGAGAGGGAAUGUGUGUGUUCGCUUGGUCCCUCACCCGUUUCUUCUUGUCCCAUUUGCGGCCCUGUGUCCUCUCGGCGAUGCACUCGGGCGUGUUGAUGAUCCCACGGCCUAUCUGGUAACACGCGACACCCACACCUGAAUCCAGCAAUGCAUCAAGGGACGCCCACACACCCACACACACACUCACUCACACGCACACAGUCAUUUAAGCUCCUUUUGCCACGUGUGUGCUACUCAUACCUGUGACCGGCAGUAUGACUGCCGACGCCACGCCGGCCGCACAGCCCUUGAAAAACCCCGACACACCCUCCUCACGGGCACCUAUAGCGAGCGACACACGCACUAGUGCAUGAGGUAUAUCGUCCCUCUCUCCUUGUCUCCCUGUCUAUCUGGCUCGCUCACCCAUGAUAGGGUUGGCGACGAGGCUCGCGACGCCCGCCAGCACGCCCUUGCCCACAGACUUCACCCCGCUGGCAACACCAGCUAUCGCAUCCCUACACACAACACAACACAACACAACACAGCACACCGAAGACACACCAAGUCUGUCUGUCUGUCAGCAACCAGACUCACUUGGGUUUUCUCGUCGAGAAGAGUUCAUUGAACAUCCGUCGGGCGUCCUCCUCCGACAGCUCAGCAGGCAUUCCAGGAGGCCGUCGCUGCUCAACUAUCUCGUGAUUGGGGGCACCCUCACCAGCCGGCGUCGGAGCCCCUUCAGCAGCACCCGACGCGCUCGGCUGGGCAGGAGGUGCAGGAGGGGGAUCCAUGGAGGCCGAUGGAGACCCAGACGCCUGCAUGGGCCUCUUCACCGUGCGAGGGCGGCCGGACGGCGAGUCACUCAUCGUCAGUCACAACAAUCACGAGGGGAAGGAGAGGGACUCGGAAACACGAAUGAAAG